Momordica charantia (bitter melon) is the source of this 1727-nucleotide messenger RNA. Its product is annotated as cytochrome P450 CYP73A100. Lineage: Eukaryota; Viridiplantae; Streptophyta; Magnoliopsida; Cucurbitales; Cucurbitaceae. Gene Ontology annotation, molecular function: iron ion binding; monooxygenase activity; oxidoreductase activity, acting on paired donors, with incorporation or reduction of molecular oxygen. The record is from RefSeq and is a predicted model, not a curated record.
CUCUCUCUCUCUCUCUCUCUCUUAGAUAUGGCUUUCUUUGCAACAAAAAAUAGUGUCUUUUUCUCUCUCUCUACAAUGCUUCUUGUUUGUCUCACUAAGUUGACUUUGCCCAUUUCUCCGAUUAGCUUUGGAGGGGCAAUUUUGGUUGUUCCUCUCCUUACUUACAUCAUCUCUUCCAUGGCAUCCUCCUCCAAGCUCCCUCCUGGCCCUCUCUCCAUUCCCAUCUUUGGCAAUUGGCUCCAAGUUGGCAAUGAUCUCAACCAUCGCCUUCUUGCGACGUUGUGCAAACGAUUCGGCUCCGUCUUCCUCUUGAAGCUUGGCUCCAAGAACCUCGUUGUCGUCUCCGAUGCCGAGCUUGCUAGCCAGGUUCUCCAUGCUCAGGGUGUUGAGUUUGGCUCCCGACCGCGGAAUGUCGUGUUUGAUAUUUUCACUGGGAAUGGCCAGGAUAUGGUGUUUACGAUUUAUGGAGAUCAUUGGCGUAAGAUGCGUAGAAUCAUGACGUUGCCGUUUUUCACGAACAAGGUGGUGCACAACUACAGUGGCAUGUGGGAGGACGAGAUGGACUUGGUGGUUCGGGACCUUACGAGUAAUGAGAAGGUCCAAUCUGAAGGGAUUGUCAUAAGAAAGCGCUUGCAACUUAUGUUGUACAAUAUCAUGUACCGAAUGAUGUUUGAUGCAAAGUUUGAGUCCCAAGAUGAUCCUUUGUUCAUUGAAGCAACUCGAUUCAACUCGGAGAGGAGUCGGUUGGCGCAGAGCUUCGAAUACAACUAUGGAGAUUUCAUUCCUUUGCUCAGACCAUUCUUGAGGGGUUACUUGAACAAGUGCAAGGAUUUGCAGAGCAGGAGGUUGGAGUUUUUUGACAAAAAUUACGUCCAGAAAAGAAGAGCGAUAAUGACGGCCAAUGGAGACAAGCACACGAUAAAUUGCGCCAUGGAUCACAUCAUAGAUGCUCAACUGAAGGGUGAGAUCAGCGAAGCAAACGUAAUUUACAUCGUGGAGAAUAUCAACGUUGCAGCAAUAGAGACAACAUUGUGGUCGAUGGAGUGGGCAAUAGCGGAGCUGGUAAAUCACCCGAACAUCCAACGCAAGAUCCGGGACGAGAUCACGAGCGUCCUAAAAGGAAAGCAAGUAAGUGAAUCCAACCUCCAUGAACUGCCAUACUUGCAAGCAACAGUGAAAGAGACAUUGAGGCUGCACACUCCAAUACCAUUGUUGGUGCCACACAUGAACUUGGAAGAGGCUCAGCUGGGAGGCUACACCAUUCCUAAGGAAUCCAAGGUUGUGGUGAAUGCAUGGUGGCUGGCAAACAACCCCGCCUGGUGGAGCGAUCCGGAGGAGUUCAGGCCGGAGAGGUUCUUCGAGGAAGAACGUGGCACCGAGGCGGUUGCGGCCGGGAAAGUCGAUUAUCGAUUCUUACCGUUCGGGGUCGGGAGGAGGAGCUGCCCUGGAAUUGUUUUGGCAAUGCCAAUCUUAGGGCUCAUUGUUGCCAAGUUAGUUUCAAAGUUUGAAAUGAAGCCUCCAAAUGGGAUGGAGAAGAUUGAUGUGAGUGAGAAAGGAGGCCAAUUCAGUCUGCACAUUGCCAAUCACUCAACUGUAGUUUUUGAGCCAAUAGUAGCUUAACAUGGUUUGAGCUAUAUAUGUAGAAUUAAUUAUAUUGCAUUUUUUUAGUAUUUAUUGUAAUGUUUUUUAUUUAAAGAUUGGUAGAAUAAUAAACCUUUCAAGGAGAA